Alternaria novae-zelandiae is the source of this 1842-nucleotide messenger RNA. RefSeq lists its product as uncharacterized. The record is from RefSeq and is a predicted model, not a curated record. The transcript has 4 exons. The coding region runs from base 1 to 1842 and encodes 613 amino acids. NCBI's taxonomy places the organism in Eukaryota, Fungi, Ascomycota, Dothideomycetes, Pleosporales, Pleosporaceae. Gene Ontology annotation, molecular function: protein binding.
AUGGAUCCCAUCUCGGUCGCGCUUGGCUGCAUCGCUCUCUUACCACCGAUCGCAAAAGCUUAUAAUUCGAUCGGUAUAUUCGUGCUCGAGGUACGAGAUGCGGGGAAAGAGAUGAUCAUGGUCCAGACGGAGCUCGCCUCACUGGAAUCUGUCCUUGAGAUUCUGGCUCAGGACAUGGAAAGUUGCCCGGAGAACGUAUUCCCCACAAACCUUGUGGAGAACAUCAAAAGCAUCAUCGCAGAUUGCAAGCUUGUCGUGACUCAAAUCGAGCAGUGUAUUGCCGCGCACACAAACGACAAAUCGACAAAAAGCGCCAAAUGGGCGCUGUUUGGACGAGAACACAUGUUGAAGUACAAGUCGAUCUUGCACACGCAUCAGAUGGCCCUGAACAUGGCCAUCGAGACGCUCAACAUAUCAGUCAGCAAAGACAUCAAGGUUAACACGGCAAAUCUACUCAUUGAUACUUCCGAAAUCAAGGAGGACACAUCACAGAUACUCCAGGCGAUCGCAAAACUCCAAGCAAGCCUACCAGAUCAAGGCCGCGAUGGUACUCAUUUUAUCCUGCGAAGAUAUCUCGACAGCCUUACCAGCUACGCAGAAAGCUCAUUUGGUCGUGGAUCUACUCAGAAUCUUGAGGAUGAAUCCUCAAAACCAUCGCCCUUCGAAGAAAAGCUCGCUCUAAUUGACGACGACCCUCCACUACAUCUUGCAACAUCUUCUUCUGCUGAACAAAGCUCUCAUCCUUCCGCGUCGACUUAUGGGUCAGGGCCAUCUCGCCAACCUGUGACCUGUCACGACACCAAGCCAAUUCUCGAACCCGAUUUUGCACCUUCAGAUGUAUCAUGGUGCAAGGGUCGCGCGAAUCCCAUUUCCAUUCCUCCUCCUCAGCAUGCAUCAGAAGGGCACACCGACCUAGUUUGCGCAGGAAACGGCAGUCUUAUUGUGUGGCAACUCUCAACAGGGGACAUGAAGAGUAACGUUAAGCAAGCGCACGGAGACAGUAUCUUGAGCAUCAAGCUCAACUCGCAAUAUGUUGUGACGACUUCAAAGGAUUGCACAGCGAAACUGUGGGCUCGCAGCUUCCUGGACAGCCUCGGGGAACGGCGAGGUAGCGAGCCAUUCCCUCAUAGCGUACUCCGUGGACAUACAGGAGCUGUUAAUGCAGCGGUUCUCACAGAAACCGAAGUCAUUACCGCUAGUGGAGACAGGAUAAUUCGCGUCUUUGACAUCGAAAGUGGCACCUGCAUCAAACAGAUUUCUUCCCACGAGAAAAAGAUCGUUUCUCUAGCGCUUUCUCCGGAUGGUCAAUACAUCAUUUCGGCAGGAGGCGAUUUGGAUGUUUUCAUCCAUCACAAGCAAACAGGCCGUCCAGUUUCACGGUGGAAAAGCCACAAUGACCUCAUCCGCGCCCUGGUGGUCAUACACGAGGAGAACUUGAUCGUCACCGGAUCAUAUGAUGAGUCAGUAGCGAUAUGGGCUUAUAGCGAUGAAGGAACAUGGAGAAAAGAGCGCAGCCUAGAUGUUAAAGAGACUCAGAGAGUUCUGGGCCUGGACCUCAAGCAGCAGGAACGAAGUCACGAUUUCACCGAAAGUGUUCGGAAUGCAGUCGUAACAGGCACAGAAAUUGCCGCGCUAUCUAGCGGAGUAGUGUUUUGUAUGUUCUCAACGGAAAGGCAAAUUCUGUGUGGUGCAGGAUGCACCAUUAUCGGUUGGAAGUUUGGGGAUCCAGUUGAAGAGGACGAAGAACAACACGUGUCACGCACAGAAUCCUCUGAGUCGCGAAGAAAGUUGAAAGGGAAGCGACAAAUACUGCUCCAGCACAUCAAAGAUCGUUUCCGAUAG